This is a messenger RNA of Aspergillus pseudoviridinutans, 1461 nucleotides long. RefSeq names its product putative sphingosine kinase (SphK). The transcript has 2 exons. Lineage: Eukaryota; Fungi; Ascomycota; Eurotiomycetes; Eurotiales; Aspergillaceae. The record is from RefSeq and is a predicted model, not a curated record. Gene Ontology annotation, cellular component: intracellular membrane-bounded organelle; cytoplasm; membrane. Gene Ontology annotation, biological process: sphingosine biosynthetic process. Bases 1 to 1461 code for a protein of 486 amino acids.
AUGGCUUCUCUCGACGGCGCUACUCGCCCUUCCUUCAAUGCGGAUCAGCCGGAUUCCCAAUCUAAGAUACUCCAGCACGACUCGACCUUGACAGUUGGACAGUCAAUUACCUUGACUUUGGGUAGCGAUGCGCUUGUUAUUGCUGAGACCAAAGAAACUCAAUCUAUCGCAUUGUACAACAUCCUUCAUGCAGAAGUUUCCUCUGCAGGUCUGACUAUUACAUAUGCGGACCCUGUAACCAAGCACGAUGUUACCGUUGGUGCCUUCCAAUACACCAUUGCGGACGAAGACAAAGCAAAAGCCGAAGCAUUCACAACCAGAUUACUUGAUCUGGCGUAUGGUAAUGCCAAGCGCUACAAAAGAUUCAAGGUCCUGAUCAACCCGUUUGGUGGGAAGGGUAUUGCCUCGCGAUUGUAUCAUCAAUACGCGGCGCCGAUCCUUGCUGCUGCGCAUUGCGCAGUUGAAGUAGAAGAGACAACGCAUGGGGGACACGCCACCGAGAUAGCAGAACAAAUUGACAUAGACGCAUACGAUGCAAUUGUAUGCUGCUCCGGUGAUGGAUUGCCCUACGAGGUCUUCAAUGGUCUGGCCAAGAAACCUAAUGCUCGCGAGGCGUUAUCGAAGCUCGCUGUCGCCAUGAUACCUGGUGGUUCGGGGAACGCCAUGGCUUGGAACCUUUGCGGAACAGGUAGUGUCUCUAUUGCUGCGCUGGCGAUUGUCAAAGGAGUAAGAACUCCCAUGGAUCUGGUCUCCAUCACGCAGGGCAAAACUCGAACCCUAUCCUUCCUGUCGCAAUCUUUCGGUAUCAUCGCAGAAUCCGACUUAGGAACUGAUAAUAUCCGGUGGAUGGGUGCCCACCGCUUCACCUACGGUUUCUUGGUCCGUCUCAUGCAGCGCACAGUGUGGCCAUGUGACCUAGCCGUGAAAGUUGAGAUCGAUGACAAGAACGCGAUAAAAGAGCAUUACAGAAGGUACGCGGCCGGAGAACCUUCCCGCCGCCCGUCUGAAAACACCGUCGCCGGAUUGGGAGGGCUCCCCGACUUGAAGUACGGCACUGUCUUGGAUGAGCUCCCACAGGACUGGGAAGUCGUCCCGGGUGAGAACAUGGGCAAUUUCUACGCGGGCAAUAUGGCUAUUAUGUCCGCAGACACGAACUUCUUUCCGGCCUCUCUGCCGAAUGACGGUCUGAUUGAUGUUGUCACGAUUGAUGGAAACGUCAGCCGCCUCACAUCGCUCAAAAUGAUGACGGAGAUCCCUGAGGGAGGAUUUUUUGAUAUGCCGGAUGUUAAGAUUCGUAAGGCUUCGGCAUAUCGACUUACUCCCCGUGAGAAAGAAGGCUACAUCAGUGUCGACGGUGAACGUAUACCGUUUGAGCCGUUCCAAGUCGAAGUUCAUCGUGGUCUAGGCACCGUGUUGUCGAAGUCCGGACACCUUUACGAGGCCGAAGGCCCUCGGCCAUGA